CUUUACAACUUGGUUUCUUUUUUCUUUUCUUUUUUUUUUUUUUUCCAAACAAUGGCGAUCGUGAUCGAUUUAAAGAUACCGGCGACGGUUUUUCAAGUUUGGAUCCGCUUCAGGCCGUAAUUUCCUCUGCUCCACCUACCAACGAUUACCAUCAAAAUCAGCCCUCAGCUACUCUCUUUAAUGAAUCGCUUGAACAGAGAGGCCACUUAGAUUAAUUGCUGAAAGAUUCAGUUGCUGCGCCAGACUGUGAAUUCGUACCACUGGAAUCAGAUGGGAUCUAGAGAUGAGGUCGUGGAAAUUGAUAGCUUGGAGAGAGGUUUGUUAUCGUCUGGUGCUUCUCAAGAAGAGAACGGAACCGAAAACGAGGCAGUUCUUUACGCGGCAUCUUUUCAGGAUAUGGAAGAAAAUUUUGUCAAGUAUCAAACAGCUCAAUGGGUUUUAUACUCGCUGCUUCUAAUGCUGGCUUGGGGAAUUGGGUUGUUCAUGUUGUUAUAUCUGCCAGUGCGGAGAUAUAUACUCCGCAAAGACAUUCGUUCAAGGAAGCUCUAUCUUACUCAACAUGCCAUUGUCUAUAAAGUCACCAGGCCAGUGCCAUUUCCUUGUUUUGGGGUAUUAAAAAAAGAGAAGCACAUUGUGUUGCCCUCUGUUGCUGAUGUUGUAAUUGAACAAGGAUAUUUGCAGUCUCUUUUUGGUGUCUACUCUCUGAGGAUUGAGAAUCUUGGUGUAAGAAAGCGACCAAGUGAUGAUGUCCUAAUCCAAGGCGUCACAGAUCCAAGUGCUUUCAGGAAGGCUGUUGUAACACAACUUUCAAGUAUGAGGACCGAAGCUUUCUCUAGGCAAAUUUCCACAAUUCAGGAAUCUCCAAAUUUGAGGAUGUCUCCGUCAAAAUCUACGAGGCAUGAUUGUCUUGGUCAUUCAGGGGAUCUAUUGCUGCUACAAAAGCUAGAAGAGGUUGGAAGUUCUGUGAAGAAAGUCCAGACUUUAAUUGAGGAACAAAUUUGUCAGACAUCAGAAUCCUAAAUCUGAGUUUUGAUACGGAGUUUUGAUGCAGGAGGAGUAUGUGUACAGCCUUGAAACCAUUUAUUUAGAUUUAGCAAUUGUCAGCUAGCGCAUGUGUUUUCUCCUGGUUGCCAUUCUAGGAGUUGCGUCUGUCCUCAGUCCAAUCAUGCAAUGCUGGACUACAGUAAUCUGUUGUUUAACCAUUAUCAACUUGGUUAUGUUUCUAAUUGUCCGUCUCAGUCCUCAUAAUUUUGUUGUUUUUGUUUUCCUUGUAGACCAGUUUGGUGACUGCGUUUGUAUUUUCAGAUUGAUGAAUCUUAUGUUUGUUUAUGUAUAAACAUAUGUAAUUCAGUAUUUUUCCAUUUUGUUGCCAAGGAAAAGAAUCAGAGGAGCUAAAUCCUUAAAUGA
Carica papaya (papaya) is the source of this 1407-nucleotide messenger RNA. RefSeq lists its product as uncharacterized. NCBI's taxonomy places the organism in Eukaryota, Viridiplantae, Streptophyta, Magnoliopsida, Brassicales, Caricaceae. The record is from RefSeq and is a predicted model, not a curated record.